AUGUCCGAACAAGCACCGAAGCCAAACUCAAUGGCAGAUGUCCUUUCAAUGUUGCCAGACAAGCGCCCAGUUCAAAUUCAAAUUUUGAAUUUGAAAGCUCAUCUGACAAACACCGUUAAGACUCUCCAAAGUAGUCUUAUGGAAGAGAUGACCAAGCUCAAAGCCGAUGUCCUCAUGAACCAAGCUUCCAAUGAGAAAUGCCUGAAUGAUUUGACGGAAACCUUGCGCAUUUACGCGAGAGAGAACCGAGACCUUGCCAGACUCAUCUACCGUUUCUUCGAAGAGAUAGACGCCAUCUGGAAGGUACUCGGAAAGGACAGAACAUCAACACCGUACUUCGUGAACACAGAAUUGAAGAAGGAAUUGUCGAGGAAGAAGAGAAACACGAAGAAGAGGAAGAGGAAGAAGAGGAAGAAGAGAAACACGAAGAAGAGGAA
Trichomonas vaginalis G3 is the source of this 437-nucleotide messenger RNA. RefSeq lists its product as uncharacterized. NCBI's taxonomy places the organism in Eukaryota, Parabasalia, Trichomonadida, Trichomonadidae. The annotation marks the transcript as partial. The transcript has a single exon. The record is from RefSeq and is a predicted model, not a curated record.